This is a messenger RNA of Nasonia vitripennis (jewel wasp), 988 nucleotides long. It is a transcript of the gene Der-2, whose product is annotated as derlin-2. Gene Ontology annotation, cellular component: Hrd1p ubiquitin ligase ERAD-L complex; endoplasmic reticulum membrane. The coding region runs from base 140 to 856 and encodes 238 amino acids. The transcript has a single exon. Gene Ontology annotation, molecular function: ubiquitin-specific protease binding; misfolded protein binding. Lineage: Eukaryota; Metazoa; Arthropoda; Insecta; Hymenoptera; Pteromalidae. The record is from RefSeq and is a predicted model, not a curated record. Gene Ontology annotation, biological process: endoplasmic reticulum unfolded protein response.
CAGUCGAUUUACACGUAUGAAAGAUUCUAGAGAAACAUAUCUAGUCUGCAUGAUGUUAUAACCUUAAAAUCAAUCGUUUUUUAUUUUUAUGAUUAUUUUGAUUCUAAUAAUGUUAUAGUCCAGAAAUCAAUCAUUCUCAAUGGCUUAUCAAACUUUUCGUCAAGAAUACUUGCAUAUGCCCGUUGUUACACGGGCAUAUACAACAGCUUGCGUCAUUACAACUUUAGCUGUCCAAUUAGAUUUGGUUUCACCAUUCCAAUUGUAUUUCAAUCCUAUAUUGAUAACACGACAAUGGCAGCUCUGGCGUUUAAUUACCACUUUCCUAUUUUUUGGGACUAUUGGAUUCAACUUUUUGUUCAAUAUAAUAUUUACAUACAGAUACUGUCGAAUGUUAGAGGAGGAAUCGUUUCGGGGAAGAACAGCUGAUUUUGUUAUGAUGUUUAUUUUUGGUGGUGUUUGUAUGAUUAUAUUUGCCUUUUUUGUGAACUUGUUAUUCUUAGGACAUGCUUUUACAAUAAUGCUGGUCUAUGUUUGGUCACGGCGUAAUCCUCUAAUAAGAAUGAAUUUCUUUGGACUGCUCAAUUUCCAGGCACCCUAUUUACCAUGGGUACUCCUUGGAUUUUCUGUAUUAUUGGGAAAUGCAGUAUGGGUAGAUUUAAUUGGAAUGGCUGUUGGACAUAUAUAUUAUUUUGCUGAAGAUGUUUUUCCUCAACAAGUUGGUGGAUUCCGAAUACUUAAAACUCCUCAUAUUUUAAAAGUCUUGUUUGAUUCCAACACUGAUGAUCCAGACUAUACGCCAUUACCCGAAGACAGACCAGGUGGUUUCAACUGGGGUCAAAUGCCAAAUAUUCAGUGAUUUAAAACAAUGUUCAUUCUUAUUUUAAUUAAUAUAUAGAAAACAAUUAAGAUUCAGGUGGAUCUUAUGAAGAUACUAUUUAUGAAUGUAAAUGUAUAUUAAUAAAUGUAAAUUACGGAUUUUGUAAGAUCA